GGCAGGCGGCCUGAGAGAGCCGAGGCGGCGGCGGGGGGGCUCGAGUGGGAGCGACCGGGGCUCCGGCUCCGGCUCCGGCUUCGCUGGGAGGCAGGCAGGCAGGAUGGAGCAAGAGGAGAUCCUGAGGAAAUUCAUCCAGCGCGUCCAGGCCAUGAAGGACACAGACCACAAUGGGGACGACAACUUCGCCAGCGACUUCAUGAGGUUAAGAAGAUUAUCAUCCAAAUAUAGAACUGAAAAAAUCUAUCCAACAGUCACUGGAGAGAAAGAAGAAAAUGUUAAAAAGAACAGAUAUAAGGACAUAUUGCCAUUUGACCACAGCCGAGUUAAACUGACUUUAAAAACACUCCCGCAAGAUUCAGACUAUAUCAAUGCAAAUUUUAUUAAGGGAGUACAUGGGCCACAAGCAUAUGUUGCUACCCAGGGACCAUUAGCAAAUACAGUAAUAGAUUUCUGGAGAAUGAUAUGGGAGUACAAUGUUGCAAUAAUUGUAAUGGCCUGUCGAGAGUUUGAAAUGGGACGGAAAAAAUGUGAGCGGUACUGGCCUUUGCAUGGAGGAGAAAGUGUAACUUUUGGACCAUUUCAGAUUUCUUGUGAAGCUGAACAAGCAAGAACAGACUACUAUAUUAGAACACUAUUACUUGAAUUUCAAAAUGAAACUCGUAGGGUAUAUCAGUUUCAUUAUGUGAACUGGCCUGACCACGAUGUACCUUCAUCUUUUGAUUCUAUUCUGGACAUGAUCAGCUUAAUGAGAGAAUACCAGGAGCAUGAAGAUGUGCCUAUUUGUAUACACUGCAGUGCAGGGUGUGGAAGAACGGGAGCCAUCUGUGCCAUAGAUUAUACAUGGAAUUUGCUAAAAGCUGGGAAAAUACCAGAAGAGUUCAAUGUAUUUAAUUUAAUACAAGAUAUGAGGACACAAAGGCAUUCUGCAGUGCAGACCAAGGAGCAGUAUGAACUUGUCCAUCGAGCCAUAGCACAACUGUUUGAAAAGCAACUAAAGAAAUAUGAAAGUUGCACAGACUGGAAGAUUGCUGAUGGAGUGAAUGAAACUAGUACAGAGAAAACUGUCAAUUCUAUAGAUCUUGAGAAACAGGACUCUCCUCCACCAAAGCCUCCACGGACCCGCAGUUGUCUUGUAGAAGGAGAUGUUAAGGAAGAAAUCUUGCAGCCUCCAGAGCCUCACCCAGUACCACCCAUCUUAACACCAUCUCCUCCUUCAGCUUAUCCGACAGUCACUACUGUGUGGCAGGACAAUGACAGAUACCAUCCAAAGCCAGUUUUGCACAUAGUUUCAUCAGACCAUUCAACAGACCUCAAUGAAAACUAUAAUAAAUCAACAGAACAUUCAGGGAAAAAUGAACCCAAUGAACGUGUGGAGAAAAAGCUUGAGCGUAACUUAAGUUUUGAAAUUAAGAAGGUACCUCUUCAGGAGGGACCACGAAGCUUUGAUGGGAAUACUCUUUUGAACCGAGGACAUGCAAUUAAAAUGAAGUCUGUUUCAUCUUGUGUAAUGGAUAAGAACUCUAAGCCACUGGAUCAUAGUUCAGGGGAUUCACUUGUAGACUCUUUUCAAAACUCUAGUAUGGAAAACAAAGGCUUAGUAGCUUCACUGGAAGGGCUGAAGAGCCAGAAGGAUUCUGAUGCUCCACCAAGACCCGACCGUCUGCUCCUCAAAGAGAAGGGGCAUGCCAUGUGGUCACUACACAGGCCUGAAAAUGCACUGCCUGCAUCCGCGUCUGAGGAUAUGUCUUCAGAUGUCUUAAGUCAUGGUAUUAAAACAGCCUCUCUGGUACCAAACCCCACAUCUCAAGUGGAAUGCUCUUCCAGUGAAACAGUUGAUCAUCAGAGCAGUAUGCUUUUAGUUAGAGCACCCCUCUGUUUUACUAAUCCUCUUCAUUCCGAUGAUUCUGACACAGAUGAGAGGAACGUUGAUGGAGCCAUGACCAAAAGUAUGUCUAAUAUUUCAACCGCAAGUGCCACAGUUUCUGCUUCCACUAGUACUGAAAACAUUUCUAGAAAAGUAUUAUCAAUGUCCAUUGCUAGACAAGAUGUUCCAAGCAUAAGACAUUUUGAAGAGGAAAAAGCUGGGUUCCAAAUGUCUCACCAAACAAAGUAUCAUUAAUUCUGGGAGAAGAUAGAGGAUCUGAAGGUCCAGUGCAACAAGGCCUGGAAUGUUGACAGUUGCACCACAGCAGCAUGGAAGAUACCUAUUUAUGACGCCUUGAUAAUAUUCUCAGCACAUCAUCAUCUAUAGUCUGAGUUCAUUUUGGACAGCAUCAAAAAAGCUGUCAAUGUGCUGUUGAGGAACAAGGAAAGGUGGAAAGGACGUAUGGGUCCAAAUCCAGAACUGAUGUGGAUAAAGGCUUAUCCAGAACUGUUCUGGGUGCUGAAAGAUCUCUUUGCAGUGUCUCGUUCUGGACACAAGCUGAUGAGCAAGUUUUGAAUGAGGACUUGGGAGAUGAAAGUUCCUCUAAACAAGAUAUAUUGCUGUUAAUUUACUCCUCUGAAAUUAAUGUCAUAAGAGCUUAGAGUAAAAGCUUAACAAUGAAAAGAGGAAGGUAUUUGUAGCCACUUUUUGUUCUGUCGCUAACAUUUUGGAAAAAGGAAACCUUUGUUAAAAAUUCAACAUGCCCUAACUUUCUGUUAAGAUGUGAGAGCUGACUAUAUGUUCUCUGGAAAUAUCCAGUAAAUCUUCCAUGAAAACUGGGAAAGACAUAAAUUCGUAUUCCUGAUAUUUCAAAGGCAACGGGUAAAAAUACGAACUCAAAAGUUUUCUAAAUCAUAAUGAAGCAAAAAGGGCUCAUAUUCAGUUUUCUAAAAUAAAUCUUUUACAGAUUAUCUUUAGACUUUGAAUUUAAAAGGGAAAUGAAUGCUACUUUUAUGACACUCCUUGAUACUUCAAGGGUGAUCAAUACAUUAAUAUGCCUGUUGACUCUCUCUCCUUAUUUCUUGGUUUAGAAACCACUACUGCAUCUAGGCCACAAUUUGGAAACGUUAGUUACACCAAUAUAGUGAACAGGCAGCACCACAAGGAGCAUAUGCUUGACCUGUCUUCUGCUAAAGCAGAGCAAGAGAUGAAAUGGUGACCAUCAUAGGGGUGUGAAAAUAUACAGCAACAGAAUUUGAGGUGGAGGACAAGAAAUAGAAGUUUGAGGACAGUCAACCUUUUUUGUGUACAUUCAGGGAAGAGGACAGAGAAGCCAUAAUGGAAUACAUCUAUUGUGACAGGGAAAUGAGCCUACUGGAAAAAGAGUACCACAGGGAGCUCUUCACGGGAAAUAAAUGCAGAGCAAGAGGCAAAUUGCAGUUUGUUCCCCUCUGGCUCCCUGCACGUGCAUUCUGUUCCAGCUCUUCAGUACAAUGCCAUUAGACAUGAGCACUACAUAUUGGACUGUCCAUUCUUACCUGCUUCUUCCUGGGCAUUCCUAUGCAACUCUACCCCUCAUCAGAACCAAGAAAAAGACAAUGAGAAUCCACAGAAGAUGCAAUUCCUGUCUGUACAGUAUCUAGUUACAAACUGUUUGUUUUAUUAUGCAUUUUGCAUUGAUUUCUUUAGCUGGCCUGUAUGUGUUGUUAAAUAAAGAUGGUUUUCAGUAUAUCUGUUAAAUUAUUCUGCUUAAUGAAAUUUUAUCCUUCAUAGUAUCAUUAAAUCUCACUGGACACCAGACUACCUCAUUUUAUAUAAUAUCUUUAAUCAAAAUCAUACACAUUUACAAAAUGGGAUCAGCAACAGCUGUUGCAUAAAGUUAAACCCACCACUGGCAAAGAAAACAAUAUUUAAUAACAAAUAGCAGUCUUCUCUUACCUCCAGUAGAAAAUUGUCUUGUUUUGUUUCCGUUUUGCAAACAGGCCAUGGAUAUGAAUGGUUAUGUUUCUAAAGGAGUUGAGAUUUUGAUCCCUCUUCUCUCAUAAUUUCCAUGGGCUUGCAGAAACAUUUUUCAAAUCUCUAGCAAGCCAUUGUUUCAGGAAACCUGAAAUUGUGGGCUUAGAAACUUGAGAGGCAGUGUGCCUACAAAGGUUGAUUAGUGUGCUGUGUAUAAACAUGAGGCAUGUCAAGGCUGAUUCCCCACUCUGGCACUUUGAGUGCAGAAGGUCG
This is a messenger RNA of Gopherus evgoodei (Goodes thornscrub tortoise), 4096 nucleotides long. It is a transcript of the gene PTPN12, whose product is annotated as protein tyrosine phosphatase non-receptor type 12. NCBI's taxonomy places the organism in Eukaryota, Metazoa, Chordata, Testudines, Testudinidae. The transcript is spliced from 14 exons. The coding region runs from base 104 to 2122 and encodes 672 amino acids. Gene Ontology annotation, molecular function: non-membrane spanning protein tyrosine phosphatase activity. Gene Ontology annotation, biological process: peptidyl-tyrosine dephosphorylation. The record is from RefSeq and is a predicted model, not a curated record. Gene Ontology annotation, cellular component: cytoplasm; nucleus.